Stegostoma tigrinum is the source of this 7034-nucleotide messenger RNA. RefSeq names its product fibroblast growth factor receptor 2-like. The transcript is spliced from 19 exons. Gene Ontology annotation, biological process: fibroblast growth factor receptor signaling pathway; positive regulation of kinase activity; multicellular organism development. Gene Ontology annotation, molecular function: fibroblast growth factor receptor activity; fibroblast growth factor binding; ATP binding. Lineage: Eukaryota; Metazoa; Chordata; Chondrichthyes; Orectolobiformes; Stegostomatidae. Bases 542 to 3346 code for a protein of 934 amino acids. Gene Ontology annotation, cellular component: membrane; signaling receptor complex. The record is from RefSeq and is a predicted model, not a curated record.
CAGUGUUGGAUUCCAGACAAUUAUUGUAUGCCAAAAAAUUGCACUUGAAUGUAAUCUGUUUGAAAUCAAAAAUUCUUAUUUCAUGUUUUAUUUGAAUGCUACAUUUUAGUGGCCUUAAGGGACAGAACAAGGAAAACGAGUUGAGGCUGAAAAAUAAUGAAAUAACUGUGUGAUAACUUAUUUGAUGUUAAAUUACAUUAGUCACUAGAACAAGUGCUGACUUGCUUACUAUGCACUGAGGUUUUUUUUAAAUUUGGCUCGCAGGAAUGCAGUACUUGUCUCAUUUCUAGCAGCCUUUUCCCCAUGUUUAGAAUGAAUUGGGCAGGUAUGUGAUGAGGUGAAAAUGGCUUGAAGAGCGGGUGGCAGAGGCUAUCAAUCAGAUUAGUUGACAGCUCCUCCCCAAUGUAGUCAGUGGAGGGAGACAAAGUUCCCUUUCAAAAAAAACUCUAGCUUUCACUGUGUGAGGAACUCCGUGCCGGAUUGCUUGUAUUUCUGUACUACUGCAAGGAGCCAAUAUGUGAAUACUCAAGAGAAAAAUUGCAUGCUCAAUGCUGUGAUCGACUCGAGCUUUUCAAGUGAGGAGCCACACAGUAAAGAAGAGGACAUUCGUCUUUCAUGCCUAUACACAAGAAUUCAGAUGGGAUUAGAGUCCAGAUGGAGUUCCAGCGGCGGUCUAAGGAUCUUCACUAAAAGGAUGCCUAGUUGUUGUUACUUUGUCUGCUGGGCCAUGUUAACCAUGGCAGCACUAGCUGUAGCAAGGCCACAGUUUAAGUCUGCUGAUAAUGGUGCAUCAGAAACUGGAGAGCCUCCAUCAAACUACCAAAUCUCUCAGCCUGAAGUGUACACGUAUCCAGGAGGUUUGCUUCAGUUGCAAUGUCCAUUGAAAGAGGAUGUACAGAGCAUCAGUUGGACUAAAGAUGGGGAACAGUUGGGGUACAGCAAUAAGACUUACAUAAUCAGAGAGUACUUGCAGAUUAGUGAUGCCACACAUGAGGAUUCGGGCCUGUAUGCUUGUACUGCAAUUAGACCAAUAGGCAGUGAUACCGUGUACUUCGUUGUAAACAUUACAGAUGCCAUUUCCUCAGGGGACGAUGAAGAGGACAAUGAUGGGUCAGAAGAGACAGCCAGUGAUAGUAACAAGAUAAGUCCUCCAUACUGGACACAACCUAAUAAGAUGGAAAAGCAGUUGCAUGCAGUUCCAGCAGCCAACACUGUAAAGUUCCGCUGUCCAGCAGCAGGAAACCCAAAGCCAACUAUGCGAUGGUUAAAAAAUGGCCGAGAGUUCAAACCAGAAUAUCGAAUGGGUUCAUAUAAGAUUCGGCCUCAGCAUUGGAGCCUUAUUAUGGAAAGUGCUGUUCCAUCUGAUAAGGGGAACUAUACAUGUGUGAUAGAAAAUAUCUAUGGUUCCAUAAAUCACACCUAUCACUUAGAUGUAGUCGAGCGGUCACCACAUAGACCUAUCCUACAAGCGGGAUUACCUGCAAACAAAACUGUGUUGGUGGGGAGCGAUGUGGAGUUUGUGUGCAAAGUGUUCAGCGACGCCCAACCUCAUAUACAGUGGCUGAAGCAUGUUGAAAAGAAUGGCAGCAGAUAUGGUCCAGAUGGAUCCCCUUACGUCAAUGUCUUAAAGCAUUCGGGGAUAAAUAGUUCCAAUGCAGAAGUGCUGAAUCUAUACAAUGUGACUGAGGCGGACAGUGGAGAAUAUAUAUGUAAGGUCUCCAAUUAUAUUGGAGCUGUCAAUCAGUCUGCUUGGCUCACUGUCGCUCAAUUCUCCCCAAAAGGUAACACUUUACAGGACACACGUUACAAAGCUCUGCCCAUGACUGCCGGUGUUAACACUACGGACAAAGAAAUUGAGGUGCUCUAUUUACGGAAUGUAACUUUUGAGGAUGCUGGGGAGUAUACAUGCUUGGCUGGUAAUUCUAUUGGGAUUUCACAUCACUCUGCAUGGUUGACAGUUGAGUCAGUUCCUGAAGACAAACCAAAAGGGUUGACCUCUCCUGACUAUCUGGAAAUAGCUAUCUAUUGCAGUGGUGUUUUUGUUAUCGCUUGCAUGGUGGUGACGGUUAUUAUUUGCCGGAUGAAGAGCACAACAAAGAAGCCAGAUUUCAAUGCCCAGCCAACGGUGCAUAAGCUGACCAAACGCAUCCCCCUGCGCAGACAGGUAACAGUUUCUGCUGACUCCAGCUCCUCCAUGAAUUCCAAUACUCCUCUGGUGCGGAUCACUACACGACUCUCAUCUACAGAUGCACCCGUACUAGCUGGAGUUUCAGAAUAUGAACUUCCAGAAGACCCAAAAUGGGAGUUCUCACGGGAUAAGCUGACACUUGGAAAACCCCUUGGGGAAGGCUGCUUUGGGCAAGUUGUGAUGGCAGAGGCUGUAGGAGUUGACAAAGAUAAACCAAAAGAACCAAUCACUGUGGCUGUGAAGAUGCUGAAAGAUGAUGCCACAGAAAAAGAUCUCUCAGACCUUGUUUCUGAGAUGGAAAUGAUGAAAAUGAUUGGGAAGCACAAGAAUAUAAUCAACUUGCUGGGAGCCUGCACACAAGAUGGUCCGUUGUACGUCAUUGUAGAAUUCACAGCCAAAGGCAACCUGCGUGAGUAUCUGCGUGCAAGGCGACCCCCUGGUAUGGAGUAUACUUUUGAUGUAAACCGUGUAUCUGAUGAACAGUUAACUUUCAAAGAUCUCGUAUCCUGCACUUAUCAAGUGGCAAGGGGCAUGGAAUACUUGGCUUCACAAAAGUGCAUUCACCGAGACUUGGCAGCUCGAAACGUUCUUGUUACAGAAAAUAAUGUAAUGAAAAUAGCUGAUUUUGGACUGGCUCGCGAUGUCCACAAUAUUGACUACUACAAAAAGACUACAAAUGGUCGACUGCCAGUGAAAUGGAUGGCUCCAGAAGCUCUUUUUGACAGAGUCUACACCCACCAAAGUGAUGUGUGGUCGUUCGGUGUGCUGAUGUGGGAAAUAUUUACCUUGGGAGGAUCGCCAUAUCCAGGCAUUCCAGUUGAAGAACUUUUCAAACUUCUCAAGGAAGGUCACAGGAUGGACAAACCAGCCAACUGUACUAAUGACCUGUACAUGAUGAUGCGCGAUUGUUGGCAUGCUAUCCCUUCACAAAGACCAACCUUUAAACAGCUAGUUGAAGAUUUGGACCGAAUUCUCACAUUAACGUCUAGUGCGGAUUAUUUGGACCUUUCUGCACCUCUAGAACAGUAUUCACCCAGUUAUCCUGAUACAAGAAGUUCUUGCUCAUCGGGAGAUGACUCUGUGUUCUCUGAUCCUAUGCCCAGUGAACCAUGCCUGUCAAAAUAUCAACCACGCAUGAAUGGCACUGUUAAAACCUGAAUGAAAAAGCCAUCAUUUGCAAAAUUGACUUUGUGUGGCCAUCCUUCUUUCAAACGUAUCUUCGUGAAACCUGGGGGCCCCAGAACGGAACGUUUGGUAUGGUUAUUACAGAAGCAAUGCAAAACAAGGACUGGAACAGAUUGUUCACGGAGAAACUGUGCAACUGAAUAUAUUUUGUUGCUAAGGAAGACAGAAUAAGUUUUAAGACCAAAAUGUUGCUUUGGCGUAGAGGCCAAUUUUCAUUCCAUUACUGUUUGGACUUUAGGCAAGACUUGAAGUAAGAAGUUUUGCCUAGAUUGUUAAUUUUGUAAUAUUGGAAAAUUUAUCCAGCAUAAAACUUCAGAGUCAAAAUAUGUGCUGGCUAUAAUGUAAAUAUACCCAAAUAUGUAUAAAUAUAUAUAUAUUAUAUAUAUUUACAGUGAAUUAUUUUUUGUAUGGAUAUAAAGGUGAGUCUAUUGCAAUCAAAAAUGAAAGCAACUUUUGUCAGUUAAUCGCUUUUGAAAACUGCUUCUGCAGCGAUUCCUAGCACUUCAGUUAUGAAACAUUGUCAGGACACUUAAAAUAUUCUUUGUUUUCAGGGAAUAAUAAUUUAUUUAACUGAUUUGGUAUUUAACAGCAACAAUUAAAACAAUUAAUCUUUGAUGUUUCUUGUAUUUUGUGUAGCUUUUGCUAGCCAGCGCAUAGACUGACCUGUAAAGCACAAUGGAAUGGAUGUUUUCAUUGCUUUGCUUAAUUAGUUGACUGUCCAGAAAAAUGUGGUAGGAAGCUGCAGAUAGAGUUUCAGUUGAGGUUUUGCACAGGUAUGACAUGUCUUAUUAAUAUUUUCAAAUUGUAACGUGUUGGGUUUGAACACAAGCUAACGUACAAAUUUAGCAGUUCAUAAGAAAAUUACUUAUGACCUUGAUUUGGAUACGAUAGCUGCUUUUCCUACAUCUUGCUAAUGAUGAACAAGGGUUGAGGUCAUGGGGGAGCUUGGGUGACAAGUAACUUUCUCAUUUUUGCCUCAACUACAAUAUUCCCAUCGGUCCCUUCCUCGCAGAAAUGUGUGAAUAAAUAUCGAUGAUUGUGGUGUAUUGAGAAGGAUGAAGAACCGUGCCCCUUCUUACUGCCAAUGUCACCUCCAUCCCCAGGUACAACUUUGUUAUGGUGGCAGUGUCAGUAAGUUGCCAAAAUUCUUUACGGGAGGAAUGCCAAGUGAAUGUUGCCUUUCACUUCCUAUGUGCUCAAAACUUCUCAGAAGUCUUUUUUUUUCCAGUUCAUGAUUCUUUUGUUUCUCUAAAUGGUUAGUUACCUUAUCGCAUGCUGUGAUGGCCACCCAGCUGCAGCAACAUCGUGAUUCUCGUUCUUAUUGACAGCAUGGCCGCCGGUGGUAUUGGAGCAGAAAACAGCCUUAAUUGACCUGAAUGUAUUUGAUUUGACCCUAACAACAGUGGGUUAAGGAAAUUCACAAGUGCAUUGCUGCAGAUUGAGUUCCCGUUUGGUCCUAUUUGGCAUAUUAGGUCAUGUUAGCAGCAACAAAUCUGAAUGUUUUAUUUGAAUAGUUGUACAAUGGGCCACUUUUAGAAAUGGAAAGUUACCAUUAGAAUUUUUUCACAUUGUGACAAGCUGAAUGUGUACUUUAUUGGACAUACAGAAUUACCUUGUCUGAUUAUUUUGAUAUGGAUGAUCUAACUUCUUGUACACUUUCAAACAUGUAACAUUAACUGAAUGUUAAUGUGUUUUUGGUUUAACCAUUGAGAUGCAAGCUUGUGCGACUUAAGAUUAUCUUGGGAAAAAAAAUUGUUCAUUGACCAAAAUAUUAAGGUCCAAAACUGGUCCCUUUUUAAAACUCCAACAAUAUUUAAAUGACUAGCUGUCUGAAAUUGAGACACAUUGCUAAUAUUUCAAGCCUGUUGUGAAGUAAAAACAAAACCCAGCAGAAUUGAUAAAAUUAUAAAGACUAAGGAAUGUUAUGUGAUACGUCGCUGUCAUUUUGCAUAACUGGUAUUGCUUGACAUUAUAUUCAAAUAAGUUGAAUCUGAUUUAUAGGAUGGAUACAUGUUAUGUCAUGUUUUAUUAAAUAAGAUGCAGUAUCGUUGAUGUGAAUGUUCCGGGCCAUCCAAGUGCCCUGAACAAUUACUUCCAUUGUUUGCCAGCAUUGUAAUAUCCGAAAAAAGCUGUUUUUUUUUACAUUAGAAAUGUAUGCCCACUUUAUUACCUCCAGUAGUGAGCUUUCCAGUGGUGCCAAAAUGGCCGGUGGAAUAAGAAUACCUUUGCAGGUCAUCACAUUUUAGAGAACACAACAUGUAUGACCUCAAUUGACAGAAAGCACCUUCUGUGUACUCAGGACCAAGCAUUAAUGUGCCCUUUUCAAAUUUCUCUAAUAUCUAAAACAAAAUGCUUUUGAUCUUGCAUUCAUUUACUAAAAUAAUAUAUACUUGAGUAAGGAUAUUCUGCUAAUUAUUAGUGGAUAAGUGGGCCAGAUUUCCAGGAUAAUAUUUUGAGUUAUUGUGCAAACCAGACCUUGUUCAUUGCCCUGAAAAGUAUACUUCUUGCUUUCAGCCAUUAACCUAGGUUUGUCAAGAUUGGAAAAAUUGUUUGCAUUUUUCUAAGUUCUAAAUAACAUGCAUUCAGCUUGAAUAAUCUCCACUUGUCAUCUCCACUUCUGAUUGCUGUAAGUAUGACUUAUUUCUGGAUCAAGAUUUUAAAGUGCACUUUAAAAAAAAGCAAACAGCUAUCCAAAUUUGAUCACCUUUGCCAAAAGAGGUACUAUGUUACUAUAAAUUAUAGGUGUUCUCAUUUAGAUUAAAUGUGAGCCAGUUGAUAAUUUUUCAUACAUGACACAGCAUGUUACUUGUUCAGUUCAGCUACGAAAACUUGCCAGUUCAGUGAAAGCAAAACAUUACCAACUCAAAAUAAUGAUAGAUAUAAUCCAGCAUUUUCUUCUAAAUUAUUGUGUCAAAGUGGAGUAAGGAGAAGAAACAACAAUGUGAGAUCUGUUUGCCUCGAUCAAGAUCCAUGAACAAAUUAGAUGAUGUAAUAUGUUGUGAGGGGCAGGAAACCAGCAAGACCAAACUGUAGAAUAGCUGCUUUGCUUCCAUGAGAAAGAGCUUUGUUCACUCUUUUCUACAUUCCAGUACUUUGUAUAUUUUUAUAAAGCAUUUACAAUCCUUUGUGUCAUAAUGUUCAGAUUUGUGCAUGAAAUUCAUAAUACAGUGUAUAUCUAAUUUAUUGAAUUUUUUUACAAAAAAUUUCUAUUUUGUUGUUACAGUUUUUCAAAUAAUUAAGAGCCUAGUCAAGGCUGUAAAUGAUUUGUUUAUAUGAAAGAUUUGCUUCUAUAUUAUACUGUUUUUGUUUCCUUGAAUGCUGUUGGGCACAUUUCUUUAAAGCAAAAAGAAAAUGUAACCAAAAACUUUUACCUAGGUUAAUUUGCUUUUAAAAGCCAAGAGCCACGUCCACUUAAUUUAAAUGUUUAUAGUUUUUCUUCCCAGAAGUGUUCUUGUAAAAUUGUUGACCAGCACGGAGGUAUUUAAAUGUUUUGUAUUUUGUUGAUGCUGAUAAUUUGAGAGACCUUAAAGGAGACAAUAAAAUAUUCUAAGCCCACACUGAAAAUAGCAGCCUUUGUAUUAAGUGUUUGGCCACUAAUAAAAAGUAAUAAAUUGAAACUUAGCUAUCUGUCAUCUAGCUGUUUUGAAAUGGGUAGUUGCUU